AUGCUUUCCGACGAAGACUUCGCUGUGCCCGCCGGGGAUCAGUCAGUACAAGUUCGAAUCAUCGAUUCGACCGCGAGAAUUGACAAUUUGGAGUUGAGAUUCUUGAUGGAGCCACCUUAUCGAGGGUUCAAAUACAUGCCGACCAUGCCAUCAUGGUCGUUCUUAAUUGAGCAUCCUUCAGGUAAAAAGGCGUUAUUUGACCUGGGAGUCCCGAAAUCAUGGAAGUCGUUUCCUCCUGCCUCUAUUGGACAUAUUGACAGCCUCGGAUGGAAUAUCAGAGUGGAAGAAGAGGUCAUUGAUAUCCUGUCCCGGAACGGGGUACGCCCAGAGGAAAUAUCCAGCAUCAUCUGGAGUCACUGGCACUGGGAUCACAUCGGAGAGCCCUCCAGAUACCCUUCUACCACAGAGCUAGUGGUUGGGCCAGGUUUCAAAGAUGCAUUCUUACCCGCGUUCCCAGCAAACCAGAACUCCCCCAUUCGACAGCUCGAUGUCACUGGGAGGUCGUUGCAAGAGAUAGACUUUGAGAAGAAUCCCAUUCAGAUCGGCCGCUUUCGUGGAUUUGACUUCUUUGGUGACGGUUCGUUUUAUAUUCUCGAUACUCCUGGCCAUGCAGUGGGGCAUCUAGCUGGCCUUGCACGAACUACCAGCAGUCCGGACACUUUCAUUUUCAUGGGCGGCGACCUGUGUCACCACAGCGGGGAGAUCAGACCAUCGAAGCAUCUUCGCAUUCCUAAGGAGGUAGUUCUAGCUUCACCCCAGGCUGCUUUACCCUGCCCUGGCGCUCUUUUUGAAGAUUUGCAGAGAGAGCAACGUAGGUCUCCAGAUGAGCCGUUCUUUGACCCCUCGGUCGGUCUCGAUAUACCUGAAGCGAUAAGAACGAUCAAAAAAGCACAGGACGCGGAUAAGCAAGAUAAUGUCUGGUUCAUAUACGCGCACGAUCCCAUAUUACAUGGAAUUGUCGAUCUCUUCCCUCUGCCAGCGAACAAAUGGAAAGAGAAGAAUUGGAGAAGCCAAACAUUAUGGGCAUUCCUGCGCGAUUUUGAAGCGGGUAUCAGCAAAUAA
Penicillium maclennaniae is the source of this 1062-nucleotide messenger RNA. RefSeq names its product MBL fold metallo-hydrolase. The record is from RefSeq and is a predicted model, not a curated record. Bases 1 to 1062 code for a protein of 353 amino acids. NCBI's taxonomy places the organism in Eukaryota, Fungi, Ascomycota, Eurotiomycetes, Eurotiales, Aspergillaceae. The transcript is spliced from 3 exons.